Synchytrium microbalum is the source of this 1125-nucleotide messenger RNA. RefSeq names its product 3'(2'),5'-bisphosphate nucleotidase (gene MET22). NCBI's taxonomy places the organism in Eukaryota, Fungi, Chytridiomycota, Chytridiomycetes, Synchytriales, Synchytriaceae. Gene Ontology annotation, biological process: phosphatidylinositol phosphate biosynthetic process; sulfate assimilation. Bases 1 to 1125 code for a protein of 374 amino acids. The record is from RefSeq and is a predicted model, not a curated record. Gene Ontology annotation, molecular function: 3'(2'),5'-bisphosphate nucleotidase activity. The transcript is spliced from 8 exons.
AUGUACGCUAUAGAACGAGCUGUAGGAAUCGAGGCCAUCAUCAAAGCAAGCAGACUAUGUCAGAGUGUGUUUAAGCAACUAGUUAAAGGUGAAACAGUCACUAAAGCCGACAACUCGCCUGUUACCAUUGCUGAUUUUGGAGCUCAGGCAGUAGUAAACGCCAUCCUACAAAAGUCCUUUUCAUACCCAAUUGUUGGAGAAGAAGAUGCAGCCGAUUUGCGAUUGGAUGCCACGUUGCAUGCCAAAGUCACCGAACUAGCAAACUCGGUCCUGGAUGUACCAUUGACGUCUGAACAGGUGCUGACGACCAUUGACGCUGGGACUUUUGCCGGUGGAAAAAAAGGACGAUUCUGGACUUUGGAUCCUAUUGAUGGAACCAAGGGAUUCUUACGUGGAGAACAGUUUGCAGUCUGUCUUGCACUCAUUGAAGAUGGAGAUGUCAAGGUUGGGGUCAUGGGAUGUCCAAAUCUACCACGCAACAUAAAUAAUCCAAAUGAUCCAGACCGUGGUACCAUCUUUGUAGCUGUAAAGGGUGAAGGUGCCUUCCAAAGAUCAUUUGAUUCCAACGUCGAAACAAGAAUACACGUAGCAGACAUCUCAUCACCAGCACAAGCAUCAUUCUGUGAAUCAGUUGAGGCAGCUCAUUCAUCGCAAAGUGACACAGCUGUCAUUGCUCAACGAUUGGGAAUCACAAAGGCUCCUGUUCGGAUGGACUCUCAAUGCAAAUAUGGUUGUUUGGCUAGAGGUGAUGCUAGUAUUUAUUUACGAGUCCCUACUCGUGCUGACUAUGAAGAAAAAAUAUGGGAUCAUGCUGGUGGUGCGCUCAUUGUUGUGGAAGCCGGUGGACAAAUAUCUGAUGUGACUGGUGCUCCAUUGGACUUUUCAUUGGGUCGAACACUGAAGGCAAAUAAGGGAGUUGUUGCUGCCAAUUCUACAAUCUUCCCUGAAGUAAUAGCUGCUGUUAAACAAGUACUCAACAAGUUGUCAUCAUCGGAUCAUAUAGUCUCCACAUUUGCAUUCACGACUGGUACCAUCGUUGGCAUCAUCUUUGUCCCAAGGGUACUUGCACUCCUGUCGCCUGCAGCGUCGAAUCUGAAAUUUACUUCAGCCACUGGUGCUAUUUGA